AUGGAGAAAUGUAAAGAUGAGCCUUCAAGCUAUAUUUGCACAACAUGCAAGCACCCUUUUAAUAGCGCUUGGUUCUUGCUUCAGCAUGCCCAGAAUACACAUGGAUUCCGCAUCUACUUGGAAACUAGCCCUUCAAACAGCUCCCUUACUCCACGCAUCACCAUCCCUCCUCCUCUGGGACCCGAGACUGUUGCACAGUCCCCGCUGAUGAAUUUCCUAGGUGACAAUAACCCUUUUAGUCUCUUACGAAUGACAGGUCCCAUCCUGCGUGAUCAUCCUGGCUUUGGUGAAGGUCGGCUUCCUAAUACACCUCCCCUCUUCAGCCCGCCACCUCGUCAUCAUCUGGAUCCACAUCGCCUUAGUGCCGAAGAAAUGGGGUUAGUUGCCCAGCAUCCUAGUGCCUUUGACAGAGUCAUGCGUUUAAACCCCAUGGCAAUUGAGUCGCCAGCGAUGGAUUUCUCCAGAAGGCUUCGAGAACUGGCAGGAAACAAUGCCACCCCACCACCAGUCUCGCCUAGUCGCAGCAACCCUAUGCAUCGCUUAUUGAAUCCUUUCCAGCCAAGCCCUAAAUCUCCUUUUCUGAACACUCCUCCAUUGCCACCAAUGCCUCCAAGCAGCACUACGCCUCCUCAGCCUCAGGCAAAGAGUAAGUCCUGUGAAUUUUGUGGAAAAACCUUCAAGUUUCAGAGCAAUCUCAUUGUCCACCGGCGCAGUCACACGGGAGAGAAGCCCUAUAAAUGCCAACUCUGUGACCAUGCUUGUUCCCAAGCCAGCAAGUUAAAACGCCAUAUGAAAACACAUAUGCACAAAGCUGGAUCCAUGACAGGGAGGUCUGAUGAUGGAUUAUCUGCUACAAGUUCCCCAGAGCCUGGCACAAGUGAACUAACUGGAGAGGGACUAAAGUCUAGUGAGGCAGAUUUCAGGAAUGAGAGUGAUCCUUCUCUAGGCCAUGACAAUGAAGAAGAGGAGGAGGAAGAGGAGGAGGAAGAGGAGCUGGAAAAUGAAAGCCGACCUGAGUCAAGCUUUAGCAUGGAUUCAGAACUAAGCCGUAACCGAGAGAAUGGUUCCAAAUCGCUGCCAGAUGAAAAAUCCCUUGUCCUAGGAAAAGUGAUAGAGAAUGUAAGCCUCGGUACUAUCCAGCAAUACAGUGACAUGUUGGCUGAAAAGCAGAAAAGAGGUGGCUUUAUGAAAAGGUCUUCAGAUCAGCGAGAUCUGUGCCCUCGAGACCUUUGCCAGAGAGACACAGGUGAUGAAGACUCAGUAGCUGGAGAACUUGACCGCACUGAGGAAGGGACAGUGAAUGGGAGAAACUUUGGGCCAGGUGAACCCUUCCCAGGGCUAUUCCCUCGUAAGCCCACCCCUAUUACAAGCCCCAAUUUAAAUAACUCCUCCAAAAGAAUAAAGAUAGAAAAAGAUUUGGACUUGCCACCAGCAACAAUAAUACCUUCUGAAAAUGUUUACUCUCAGUGGCUGGUAGGAUACGCAGCAUCAAGGCACUUCAUGAAGGAUCCAUUUCUAGGAUUCACAGACUCCCGACAAUCCCCCUUUGCAACAUCAUCUGAGCAUUCCUCAGAGAACGGAAGCCUGCGUUUCUCUACUCCACCAGGUGAUAUGCUGGAUGGUGGUCUCUCAGGGCGCAGUGGGACGGCGAGCGGAGGCAGCACCCCCCAUAUCAGUGGACCUGGUCCUGGUCGACCCAGUUCAAAGGAAGGACGGCGGAGUGACACGUGUGAAUACUGUGGCAAGGUCUUUAAGAACUGCAGUAACUUAACGGUGCAUCGCCGGAGCCACACAGGAGAGCGGCCUUACAAAUGUGAGCUCUGCAACUAUGCAUGUGCCCAGAGCAGUAAGCUGACACGUCAUAUGAAAACGCAUGGCCAGAUAGGGAAGGAGGUCUACCGCUGCGACAUUUGCCAGAUGCCCUUCAGUGUUUACAGCACCCUGGAGAAACACAUGAAAAAGUGGCAUGGCGAACACUUGCUGACAAAUGAUGUAAAAAUUGAGCAGGCAGAAAGAAGUUAAGCCCCCCUCCC
Messenger RNA from Protobothrops mucrosquamatus (brown spotted pit viper), 2033 nucleotides. Its product is annotated as B-cell lymphoma/leukemia 11B-like. Gene Ontology annotation, molecular function: DNA-binding transcription factor activity; RNA polymerase II cis-regulatory region sequence-specific DNA binding. Gene Ontology annotation, cellular component: nucleus. The record is from RefSeq and is a predicted model, not a curated record. The coding region runs from base 1 to 2022 and encodes 673 amino acids. The transcript is spliced from 2 exons. NCBI's taxonomy places the organism in Eukaryota, Metazoa, Chordata, Lepidosauria, Squamata, Viperidae. Gene Ontology annotation, biological process: positive regulation of transcription by RNA polymerase II.